AUGUUUUCUCUUUCCUGGAUGCUGGCGGCCCCCAAGAACCAGACUUGGUCCAAAUGGCCAAGUCUAUGGUUAAAGCCAUCCCUCUAGAGGAGAGGGAUGCGGUCAAGGGAGUCGGCACCCUUGACCUAGACGGCAUCAUGGUUCUCCUCUCAGAGACCAUGCUGCGAGUACAUGGCCUCCGAAGGCCAAUCAGCGCCAAGAACAAAGAGGUAAAUGCUGGUAAAGCUAUGACCGCCUCUGACGUUGAUAAGGAAAUGUUUCAAAUUGCCCAAAAUGAAAUUUUGACAACUGAUAUUCUUUAUUAUCAGGCGCAGGCUACUUCGACUGUCCGCACCAAGUUGGAGGCGGCCAAGAAGAAGAACGAUGAGCUGGAGACGACUGUCAAAAAUCUUCGAGAGGAGCUGAAGCCGCUUAAGCAUAUAGCGCACUAACAUGAAUCCUUGAAGAAAUCCUUGGAGAGUGUCAAGGAUCGCCUGCAAAAGUAGGAAGCGGCCAUCACCCAAGACCUCAAAGCUAAGGCCGAGGCUGAAAAGAUGGCUUUAGCUCAAGCCAUGAUGGAGGACUCGGCCCAGAUCAUGAAGAUGACCUGGACAACCCUCUUCCCAAAAGCCAGCUAUGCCGCCUGGGAAAAGAAGUUCAAUGCUUGUAUUGAAGAGUACAAAAGAAUGAUUAUGUAGCAGGCGGCUGGUGGAGACGAGGCGGCCGACUACAGCUCAGAAGAGGAGGAAGAAGUGGUGGCCCUUCAGCCAAUUCAGGAGGAUGCGCCUAAAGCUCCUGCAUUUGAAGGUAAGUCAUCCAAAGGGAAUGCACUCGAUCAGGCGACAGUUAAGACUCAAGCUCCUCCCAAUGCUUAAAGCUUUAUUUUUUCAAACUUUUAUCCUGCCUGCGUGCCAUUUGUUCUUGUAUCACUUUACCCGGCCAAGGGGCCAGGGUCUCUGAAUAUUUUCCCGGUCUUUAUGGCCGGCUUUUUAUAUAUGAAUGUGGCG
Molecule: messenger RNA, 986 nt
Organism: Chenopodium quinoa (quinoa)
Lineage: Eukaryota; Viridiplantae; Streptophyta; Magnoliopsida; Caryophyllales; Amaranthaceae
Exons: 2
Coding region: 54-431 (125 amino acids)
Source: RefSeq, a predicted model, not a curated record